ACGUUUCUUCUUCUUUAGUAAAAAAAAAAAAAAGGUUUUCGUCUUCAAACUGAUAGAAGAAAAGAUUUCAACUUUGAAAAAAAAGAAGAAGGAAACUUCCUCGCUCGUGCUCUUCAACUAGCACCAUCAUCUGAGAUCUAAGGGAUUCUAUAAUCUUACACCGACAUCCAGAUCACGAAUCUCCUCUAUUAUAUUCCAUCGUUCUGAAAUCACUUCUUCACCAGAUCAGACCAAGAACAAGAAAAAAGAUAUUAGGAAGAAACCUCAAAGUCGUCGGCUUUCUUGUGACCCUUCGUUGACUCUUUAAGAUCUCAUACAAGAAGAAAGUUUAUCCCCUUUAGUCCAUGUUUUGGUAGCCACGAGAGGGUAAUGAGUCAUUGUAAAGUGCCGGCUCUUAUCGAAGCACAAGUUGAAAUGGGAUCGGUUAAUGAACUUGAGCACAAAAGCCUAUUUAGACGAGAAGAAGACGAUUCCACACAAGCUAAAGCAGCUUCUCUGAUGGAGCAAGGCUCACUUUCUCCAAGUUUCCACGAACACGCGACUAAAUCGCCAAAGAACAGCGUUAUAAAGAGCAUCAAGAUCGUUAUUUUAUCUAAUAAACUCAACCUGUUGUUACCUUUCGGUCCUCUAGCAAUCUUGGUCCACUACAUGGUAGAUAGUAAGGGGUGGGUGUUCUUGCUGAGCUUAAUAGGCAUUACACCAUUGGCUGAACGUCUAGGAUACGCCACAGAGCAACUGGCUUUUUACACUGGUCCUACAGUUGGAGGCCUUCUAAAUGCUACAUUUGGGAAUGUGACUGAGCUGAUCAUAUCGAUUUUCGCUUUGAAGAAUGGAAUGAUACGUGUGGUUCAGCAGACGUUGCUAGGAUCCAUUUUGUCUAACAUGCUGCUUGUACUCGGCUGCGCUUUCUUCUGCGGUGGGCUAGUGUUUCACCAGAAAGACCAAGUCUUUGACAAAGGAAUUGCAGUUGUGAACUCAGGAUUGCUUUUGAUGGCUGUGAUGGGGAUACUCUUCCCUGCUGUUCUUUACUACACGCAUAGUGAGGUUCAUACCGGAUCAUCGGAGCUGGCACUGUCAAGGUUCAGCAGCUGUAUAAUGCUUAUAGCCUAUGCUGCUUACCUCUUCUUCCAGUUGAAGAGCCAGUCUAGUUCUUAUAGCCGUCUUGAAGAGGAAGCAAAUCAGAACGAAGAAGCUUCUGGUGAAGAUGAAGAUCCUGAGAUCUCCAAGUGGGAAGCUAUCAUAUGGCUCUCAAUCUUGACUGCUUGGGUCUCUCUUCUCUCUGGCUAUCUUGUUGAUGCCAUAGAGGGUGCAUCGGUUUCUUGGAACAUACCGAUAGCUUUCAUCAGUGUCAUUUUACUUCCUAUCGUUGGGAAUGCAGCGGAGCAUGCAGGAGCUAUUAUGUUUGCUAUGAAAGAUAAACUGGAUCUGUCAUUAGGGGUAGCUAUUGGUUCCUCUAUCCAGAUCUCCAUGUUCGUGGUACCGUUCUGUGUGGUGAUUGGAUGGAUGAUGGGUGAACAGAUGGACCUCAAUUUCCAGCUUUUUGAGACGGCGAUGCUGUUCAUAACCGUUAUAGUUGUAGCUUUUUUCCUCCAGGAAGGGACAUCGAAUUACUUCAAAGGAUUGAUGCUCAUUCUUUGUUACUUGAUAGUUGCUGCCAGUUUCUUUGUACACGAAGAUCCUCAUCAAGAUGGUAUAUAAAUACUAUGGAAGAGUCUGGUGUGAAGCAAGUUGGGUCUUCAUUACAAGCUGAUGAUUUCACGAACACAAAGUUUUGGGGAGAGAUGUAAACCUGAUUCUAAUGUGGUUUCCAUAAACUUAUUCCUUUUGGCAUUCCCCCAUAAAAAAUGUAUACUCUUCUUAGCCACUUAGAAGGUUGCACGUUUUUGAUUAUUUGCGACGCUGUUAUAAGAAGAUUAUUGAAGAUUUGUUUCUUGUGUU
Messenger RNA from Brassica rapa (field mustard), 1938 nucleotides. Its product is annotated as vacuolar cation/proton exchanger 2. Gene Ontology annotation, biological process: calcium ion transmembrane transport; intracellular calcium ion homeostasis. The record is from RefSeq and is a predicted model, not a curated record. Gene Ontology annotation, molecular function: calcium:proton antiporter activity. Lineage: Eukaryota; Viridiplantae; Streptophyta; Magnoliopsida; Brassicales; Brassicaceae. Gene Ontology annotation, cellular component: plant-type vacuole membrane.